CUCUUUUCAGCUGAUCAACGCUGAUCAUAGCGACGUCUAGUCAAUUCGUUACCGCUGCGUGUUAAUGUUGGUUGAUGAGUUUUCGCGGUAGAACUACCAAUUGUUCGAGUUCGAGCCGAAUGAUCACUUGAGCGAGUUCUCCCGGCUCGCGGUCCAUGUGGUGGUCGAGGAACAGUCCAUGAGAAACGCUACCUGUCUCGCACCGAGGGAACCAUGUCGGCGCCCCAGGGUUUUCCGGAGACUGGAACUCUUCUAGAAAACAUACCGAUUUCAUCAGGACUCGUCGUUUACAUCGUCAUCAUGCGAAUUGUGAUCCCGCUAUUCGGAAUCCCAAUUGAUCCGAUCGAUUACAAUACGGAGAGCAUUAUCAACGAUGGCCAGUUCUGGCGUAUCCUGACGUCCAAAUUCUUCUUCACCGAGACCAGAGACCUGAUAAGCGCUGUCUUCCUACUAUUCUAUAUGCGAGGCGUCGAACGACGUUUUGGCACCGGGAAAUUCGUCGAGUUCCUGCUCGGGAAUUUUAUCAUGACCUGCCUUGUCGAACUCUUCAUGAUCCACCUGCUGAAUUACCUUGCGCCCGGCUAUCUGCCGUCCUUGAUACCUCCCGGACCGUUCUUCGUCUUCUUCCCGAUGAUCCAGAGAUUCGUGACUGAAUUCCCCCCGGUUUCGAGAUCGUCUUACGGCUCUGAUCUGCCACUGAUUACCCCGCUGUUCCUUUUGGGCACCGUUGGCAUCGAUCUGGCGUUCGCGCCGACACCUAUCUACUUUCCCAUAGGUUGCACCCUGCUCGCUGGGGCUUUGUUGAACGACGAUUUCCUAUAUCUGAAAAGCAUGAUCCGAUUACCGCGAAGUCUUUUCCCGAAAAGACCUUGUGACGUGUCGACUCGGAAAAUCGGAGCUACGAUCGAGGCUCAACGGAGUAUGCACUCGGAGUAUCUCGAACAGCAAAUGAUCUACAAUUUCAGCAGCUUCCGAGCACCGCGGAACGUGGUAGUUCCCCCGGAAGAACUGGUUACGCAGCUGACGGAAAUGGGAUUCAACAGAGAGAAUGCAAUUCAAGCAUUGCAGAGCACGAACAAUAAUUUACAAAUGGCCACCAACAUUCUAUUGAAUCAGUGAAGAAAAGGAUGUGAAAAUAAGGUUGUCUUUCCGUUAAACGGUGGGGAGGGGAAACUCCCGUGAUCGAAGGGAGUCAGCCCAUGUCCCAGGAUAGUUUCAGCGGAUACGAAGUUUUGCAGCAGUCUGUAAAUUAUGUACAUUUUGCCAGUAGCUCGAGCUCAUCUCGGGAGCUUGUCUCGGAACUUCUGUUCGAAGCGUCCGAAAUUGUGGGC
This is a messenger RNA of Galendromus occidentalis (western predatory mite), 1331 nucleotides long. Its product is annotated as ubiquitin-associated domain-containing protein 2. NCBI's taxonomy places the organism in Eukaryota, Metazoa, Arthropoda, Arachnida, Mesostigmata, Phytoseiidae. The record is from RefSeq and is a predicted model, not a curated record. The transcript is spliced from 5 exons. Bases 214 to 1119 code for a protein of 301 amino acids. Gene Ontology annotation, molecular function: protein binding.